Esox lucius (northern pike) is the source of this 1667-nucleotide messenger RNA. It is a transcript of the gene adap2, whose product is annotated as ArfGAP with dual PH domains 2. Gene Ontology annotation, molecular function: phosphatidylinositol bisphosphate binding; GTPase activator activity. Gene Ontology annotation, cellular component: intracellular membrane-bounded organelle; plasma membrane. Bases 188 to 1333 code for a protein of 381 amino acids. NCBI's taxonomy places the organism in Eukaryota, Metazoa, Chordata, Actinopteri, Esociformes, Esocidae. Gene Ontology annotation, biological process: positive regulation of GTPase activity. The record is from RefSeq and is a predicted model, not a curated record. The transcript has 11 exons.
GGUCACAAAUGAAAAAUGACGUUAAGGCAUUCAUGCAAUCUCAUGAUCCUCCAUGGUCCAGGGCUCGUCUAAUUUUAAGUUGACGUCAAAAUGUUUGCUACUUUAUUAUGUUCGGUAAACUGGUAGCAAAACAUCUGUCAUUCACGAUAAGGAUUCAUCAAGUCUCAGAGUAAUACUUCUAAGAAAAAUGGCGAACAAGGACAAAAACAAAAAGAUUCUAUUGGAAUUGGGGAAACUACCAGACAACAAUCUUUGCGCAGACUGUGGCGCGCCGGAUCCGGACUGGGCAUCCUAUAACAUUGGUGUGUUUGUUUGUCUGCACUGCUCUGGAGUACACCGCAACCUGCCCAGCAUCAGCCGUGUUAAAUCUAUAAGGCUUGACUUCUGGGAUGACAACCUAGUGGAGUUCAUGAAAUCCAAGGGAAAUGCUACUGCCAGAGAUGUUUAUGAGAAAGCUGUCCCAGUAUUUUACUACCGGCCCCAGCAAGGAGACUGUGCUGUCCUAAGGGAGCAAUGGAUAAGAGCUAAAUAUGAAAGGAGGGAAUUUACAAGCGAGAUAAAAUAUCCUCCAUUGGCCUAUACUACAGGUUUCUAUGAAGGAAUGCUUUGGAAAAAGGGGAAGGAGAAGGCACAGUUUCAGAAAAGGAAGUUUGUUCUGUCUGAGAAGGAAUUCACCCUGGCUUACUACAACAAGGAGGAUCCGUCCAAAGCGCCCAAAGCGGUUAUCUCCAUCAAAGCCUUAAAUGUGACCUUUCAACCUGAGAAGAUUGGUCAUGCCCACGGUCUGCAGAUUACCUUCCCAGAAGAUAGCCACUCCAGGAACCUUUAUGUCUACCAUGAGAGUGGAGAGGAGAUUGUCACCUGGUUCAAUGCCCUUCGAGCUGCUCGUUUUGCCUACCUGAAAACAGCAUACCCCACAGGAAGUGAUGCAGAGCUGAUACCUAGAAUUACCAGAAAUUACCUCAAAGAAGGAUACAUGGAGAAGACAGGUCCUAUGCAAAAAGAGCAAUUCAAAAAGAGAUGGUUCAUCUUGGACUAUCAAGACAGGAAGCUCCUUUACUUCAAAAGUCCACUGGACUCUGAGGAACUAGGAGUAGCGUUUAUUGGCACAGAGAACAAUGGUUACUCUGUGGGUGAAUGCAUUCCCAAAGGGACCAGAGGCAACAGGUGGAAGUGUGGACUGACAGUGAAGACACCGGACCGUGUGUUUGUGUUCAUGUGUGAGCAGGAGAGGGAGCAGAAAGAGUGGCUAGAGGCCUUCAGACUGGUCAUCUCUAAACCCAUGCAGCCCCAGGACUACACCACGGAAGCCAACAUCCGAAGACAGAGAUGACUUUUUUAUUGAUGAAGGGGGAAAUUAGGAGAAUGGGAGACAGAACGUCCAUCAACAUUAGCAGUGAUGGAAGAGCCAAAAAGGAGCAAACUCAGACUAAAUAAGCAAAUGGGCCUCUAUCUAAUCAUACCUCUGUUACCUCUCUGAUGCAAAGCCCACUCUGAAGACCAUUACAUGUGUGCAUUGUAAUUUAUAGAGAACUGUAUCAUUAUAUUAAAUGGAUCAACCUUAUUGAGAGCAUAACCAUAAUUAUAUGACCUCCUAGUACUAUAUCUGGAACUGUGGCUUGUGUACAUGCAAUGUAAAUGAAACCAAAGUAAAAGUUAUUUGUGUA